GUUUAUUCGAUCGUUAUUUAAUCAUGUUUAGCUUUAUGAAACCUGAACCUAAACGAACCAAAGUGAAAACAACGACGAGCUCCGACAGCAGUGGUUCGAAUGUUUCCGUAACAACGAACGUUAGUCGAGCCGUGACGAAACCACCGAGGCCAGCGAAAGCUCCACCCGCUCCACCUGUACUUAAUGGCGAUGGAACGCUGCCUGAAUUUCCUUGCAAAGUCUGUGGAAGGUAAGAGAGGGGUGUUUGCAUCAGGCGUAGUGAAUUGCAGAAGUCACAGUGGUGUAACUUAAUUAUUUUUAUCACUUGCCAUCAAGGCAAGUUAGACAUUAAAAUUGCUUGCCCCCAAUAAAAUUCGCUUGCCAUCAGGUCUAGUUUUGCUCUCACAUAUUAAAAGCACAGUUCAGCCUUUUGAUUGAUGUUUUUUAAAGCGCAUUUCAGCCCGUAGAUUGAUGUUUUAAAAUGUUAAAAUCGUUUUUUGCAAUUAAAAGGGCUGAAAUACACCUUAAAAACCAUCGUUGAAAAUGCUGAACUCUGCCUUUAAGAAAAUUUGAAGCAAAUGAUCGCAGUAAGGAUUGAUCACAGGAUUGAUUAAUCAACAUUUUAGUCUUAUGUUUCUCUUAAAAAAAUCAUUUGAAGAUUUAAUCGUGAUUAUGAAGUGUUCAUUUCAAUUUUGUGUAGCAAUUAAUUUCUGGCGAAACAUUCGGUUUCCUUGAUUUGGUUAAGACUAUAGAUUAUCAAAGUCGCAAUAAAACAGACCAUUUUCGUUUCCCCUAAGAAAGAUCUUAAAAUAUGUCUUGCACACACAUAAAAACACACAAGUUGUAACAAACCUACAGCAGACUUGUAGCAAUGCUGUUCCAACAACUUGUCAACAGGAUGUGUUCGCACUGCUUGUUCCCAGCUUGUUAACAACUUGCUACAAGGUUCUUAAGCUCAACAGACUUGUUUCAAGUUGUUCCAAGAACUUGUUAUCGUCCUGCAAUUCACCAAUUUGUUAACAACUUGUGAGUGACAACUUUGUAGCAACUUGAUAAAAUAACAACAUUGUUACAACUCGCUGACAAGCUUGCUACAAGCCUGUUGUGAACACAUCUUGUUGACAAGUUGUGAAAUUUGUGCGUAUUGUGGACGCAAGUUAGGAUGGUAUCAAAUUUAAUACAUUUGAAUUUUUUUAGAAUAUUCCACAAGAUCAAAAGUCGUUCGGCUCACAUGAAGACGCACGUGAAACGAAAUGAUGACGAUACCAAAUCAAAAUCAUAACUCAAGGUAUCCUUAUCCAUCCCGUAUUCACCCUCGUCUGUUGCGGGUGGAACGCCUGCGUGCAGGCUAAACUGCUGAUGUUGGUUGAAAGAUUUAAAAGUUGGUCAUAUUCCAUACGUAAUCAUAGCUUUAUUAUUCCCUUAUUCGCUAGAGCCAGGGAAUAUUAAACAUUUCAAUGAACAUAACUCAAAGUUAAACCUGUAUAUUGUGGUAAGAAUUCCUGUCCACAUAAUUACCCGUUUUUCAUUUUAUCCAGAAAAAGUUCCCUGUCAUGUCACUCAGCGCAUGCGUACAUUAUUUUCAAGUAAAAUUUUAAUAUAAAAUUUAAAAAUUACGUCCGCUAAUUCAACAUAAUUAUAUAAAACGUUACUUUUAUACCGAUUUUGUAAAAUGUAUAUAGUCAAAAAGUUCCAUAUUGACAAUGGGUGUGAAUAUAUUGUAUAUAGUUAUAUAAAUAUGGUUCUAUUUACAUUAUGUAUAUGAAUAUAAGCCAUAAACGGUUAUUUCACGUCAAGUCGACAUUAAUACAGUUCGUCCGUUGCGUCGGGACGUAAGUUUAGAAGCGCGUUCGCUCGAUUAUUCUUACGUUCGGUUUGUUUGCCCAAUUUGAUGGCACACACUCCUCCCUUUGAGAGAAGUUUUCCAUUAAAAAAGUUCUGGUGUUUGCCAGAGUAAAAUGCUUUUCUCAACAUAACAUACCUACAACCGAUAUAGCAAUUAACAGACCGAAUGUGGUGCAUUUUCCCGCGCGUAAUACAAAUUAAUACAAAAUUUCGCAGGGCUAUAUUUUCCGCAUUUUACAACAUUUCGCAACCAAACUUUGCAAUUUUACUAAUUUUAACAUGCUCUUUCUAGCUGUGAUGAUGGAUUUUGUUCUUCUCGCCUAGAUCAAAAUUUAGCCUAUAACUGGAAUCAUUAGGCAUUGCAUUGUUUGUUUUUUUUCAAGACUCGUGGAGAGCAUGUUCCAUGUUGGAUAUUCUCUAUUUUCACGUUAUUUUUGACAAUGAACCUCCAGUCCAACAAAUUAACGUUUUCUGUCAAUUUGGGCAAACAAAUAUGGCUGGCUAUCAUAUGCUCUGAUUUGUAAUAUAUAACUAAAUAUUCAAACUAGGCCAUUGAACUCAGAAAACCAAUUUUCUCUGAACAGAAAUAAUUUAAAGCUAUACAUUUCGAGGAAAUACACCAAAAUCUAGCCGUAAAACUAAGAAUAGAAUUUUUUUUAAAGUUUCUUUGAAUCGAGUACAAUUUUAGCAAAGUCUGUGUAAGGCCUUGACGUUUACACUAAGUUUCUGUGAUCACAGUAGGAAUUUUGUAUGGGUAAAUUCUAAGUUUUGAAGGAUUUGUAAGAAAUGUUUGAUGGACUGGCUUAGUGCUUAACAUUUCUUACAAAUCCUUCAAAACUUAGAAUUUACCUAUGCAAAAUUUCUACUGUGAUCACAGAAAGGUCAGUUUGACAAAGACGAUUCAAUAAUUGAAGUUAGGCUUUUGUUAGUUUCAAAUUAGCCCUGUGUCUGUACACAAGCUUGUUUCAAAUUUGAGAUUAAAGGAAAAUUUUAAGUCCAAUACCUAAGGUCGUAUCAUUAUAAGACAUUGUGUAGGAUAUAUUGUAAACUUUGUAAUUUUACAGUUCAUUGAGUUCAAUGGUCUAGACUAAUUAUCAUUCUUUUAUAUCGUAACCAACGAUUAAGAAAGAGAUAUACCGUUAUUUUUUGUUUAUCCCUAUUUUGCAUUAUUAUAUUUAUAUUUGAGAUGACGUAGCACACAAUGUAUUAUAGUAUUAAGGUGAUUCGUGGAAGAGAGAAAAUGCUGGUCAUUUUAUUAUAAUGUAAGAUUAAUAAGUAAGUUUAUAGAUGGUAAAUUAAAUAUUUAUUGGGCUGAGUGUGGUGUUGUUUUACUGAUAAAUAAACGAAAUUGAUUUGAUACUUUGUUAAUUGAUUUGAUAAUUUGUUAAUUGAUUUGAUUAGCGUGCGUG
This is a messenger RNA of Paramuricea clavata, 3233 nucleotides long. The record is from the annotation of a GenBank genome assembly. Lineage: Eukaryota; Metazoa; Cnidaria; Anthozoa; Malacalcyonacea; Plexauridae.